This is a messenger RNA of Camellia sinensis, 834 nucleotides long. Lineage: Eukaryota; Viridiplantae; Streptophyta; Magnoliopsida; Ericales; Theaceae. The record is from RefSeq and is a predicted model, not a curated record.
AUGAAAGAUGUUGUGAGAGGAGAGGUCCUUAAGCUAUUAGAUGUGGGGAUCAUUUAUCCCAUAGCUGAUAGUAAAUGGAAAGUUUUGUCCAGGUGUGAAGAAAAGAACCUUGUGUUAAAUUGGGAGAAGUGCAAAUUCAUGGUUACUUCCGGGAUUGUACUAGGACACAUUGUUUCUUCUAAAGGAAUUGAGGUAGAUAAAUCUAAAAUUGAGUUAAUUGCAAAUCUAUCUACCGUUAAGACUGUUAAAGAUGAAUUGGAGUAUAGGUUGCAAAUUAAGUUUUCUCACCUUGUAAUUGAGGCUCUAGUUGGAUCACCUAUUGUUGUAUUUACUGACCAUGCAUCUUUAAAGUACCUUCUCGCCAAGAAGGAUGCUAAGCCUCGCUUGAUUAGGUGGAUCCUUCUACUCCAAGAAUUCAAUAUCACAAUCAAAGACAAAAAAGAAGUAGAAAAUGUUGUGACGGAUCAUUUGUCUCGACUUAUGUUUGAUGACUCCAUAGAAACAAUGCCCUUAAAAGAUACUUUCCCUGAUGAGCAAUUGUUUAUUAUUAUUGAUAUGCCUUGGUAUGCUGAUAUUGUUAAUUAUCUUGUUACAAGCAUGAUCCCGUGUCAAUGGAGUGCACAAGACAGGAGGCAAUUUUUGGUUGAAGUAAAGAAUUUCUUUUGGGAUGAUCCAUAUUUGUUUAAAUAUUUUCCAGACCAAAUCAUAAGAAGAUGUGUCCCUAAUAAUGAAAUAAAUAGUGUCAUCUCCUUUUGCCAUUCUGAAGCUUGUGGAGGCCAUUUUUCUUCAAAGAAAAUUGUUGCAGUGUGGAUUUUAUUGGCGAAGCCUUUUUAA